CAGACACACAUUCAUGAAUCAUGACAUUCACACAAGCAAGUAGCAACAUCUAAAAUACUAAAGGAUCAAGGGACGCUUGACAACAAAAUGACGGCGGUAUCAACUUUGCCGUCAUCACAAUCAAUAAUUCAAGUUGUCAACGAAGCUAAUCUCAAUAAAAUUGAAAGCUUUCUAAACGACACAGCGUACAGGGAAGCCAUUGAAAACUCGUCGACCUACAACACAAGAUUAUGUCGAGAACGAAGACUACGUAUGCCUUUUUUGGAUUCCCAGACAGGAGUCGCCCAAAAUCAUUCGAAUUUAUUUAUGUCAUCGAGAGAACGUUUACCUGGCUUAUUACAUGGACAAAUAUACACAUAUCCAAGUAAAAGAUGGAGAAAGAAGAGACGUCAAUAUUUAAUGCAUUAUUUACAUCCAAAACGUGUUGGUAGAGGUGAUGUUGAUGAUGGAAAUGAAGGAGUUGAUAGUAAUAUUGUUGGUAUAAAUGAUGAUAGUAAAGAAUCAUCAGCUAUUAAAGAUGAACAUAGUAAAGAUGCUUGGUACUAUGAUGAACAAGAUAUUAUUGAUAUGGAUGCCUUUGAUGAACCAGAUCCAGAUAGUGAUUAUGAUUAUGAAGAAAGUUAUAGUGCUAAAAGAAAAAGAAGAAGACCUAGAGGUGGUGGACAUCAUCCAACAAGAAGUCAUCCACCUGUUGUUGAUAGUCCAGCACCUAAAAGAACAAAGGGUGGUGGUAGAGGAAGAAAAAAAGCCAACUAUGAUGCAUCAACAGACUCUGACAAACCAUUCGUGUGUGACCUAUGCGGCGCACGGUAUAAAACCAGACCCGGUUUGGUUUACCAUUACGGUCAUUCCCACUCUACUUCCUCUGGUGAUCCUGCUAAGGAACUAAGUCCCAGUCCUGCCGAUGUCGAAUCACGGAGCGUUGCAGACACCGCUGCUUCGGACCAGCCAGGUGGUACACGUCGGGGUCGACAAAGUACAACUGCCGCCUCGAGUACCUCAAGUCCUGCCCCAGUAUCAAAUGCAAAUCCUUCAACCGGGGGGGCACCGCCUCAGCCAGUGCAGCAGCAACAGCUGCCACCGGUUCAGACGAGUGUCGCUCCAGCUUCACCUACUGUCUCAGCUCAAAAGGAAGAUCUUCAAUCAAUGAUGGUUGGUUCACCAAGUUCCAUUGCCACAACAUCACCUGGAUCACAUAAUCGUAAUGAUAUUAUUGGAAUUAAUAGUAAUCAUCAAACAAAUUGUACAACAACUGGAAGUGGUACAACAAUAACAGCAACAACAACAACAUCAUCAUCAUCUUCAUCAUCACCACCACCACCAAGAACAACACCACCAACAACAAAUGAAGGUGGUGGUAGUGGUAAAAGAGGUGGUAAAGCAGCAGCACCAUCACCAUAUUGUGACUUUUGUCUUGGUGAUGCUAGAGAAAAUAAAAAAACUGGUGGCUCUGAAGAAUUGGUCUCUUGCAGUGAUUGCGGUCGUUCAGGCCAUCCAACUUGUUUGCAAUUUACUGCAAAUAUGAUUGUAUCUGUUAGAAAAUACAGAUGGCAAUGUAUCGAGUGUAAAUGUUGCUCAAUUUGUGGAACAUCUGAUAAUGAUGAUCAAUUGCUGUUUUGUGAUGACUGUGAUCGUGGUUAUCACAUGUAUUGUCUAUCUCCACCUUUGGCAUCACCACCAGAAGGUUCAUGGUCAUGUCGUCUAUGCAUUGCAGAAUUUCAUCAACGAGAUUAAGAUUAUUAUUAACUCACACACACACAAAACACUAAAAAACAAAUUAUACAUUAAUUAAAACUGGGUGCUGAUGAUAGUCAUACUCAAGAUUUAAUAUUUUCUUUUUUUUUUUUAAAUUUUUUAUAAAAGAAAAAUUGAUAACAUUUCCUCGAGUGAGAAUCUCUCGUGGCAGCUGUAUCCGUCAUUUAAAUUUACGAAAAAAAAAAAACACAAGUAACAAUCUUUUUUUUUUAUUUAAAAAAUAAAAAAAACGUGUAAGAUUUCUUUGUUGUCUUUCACCUGUUGAAUAUCGAAUGACAAAAACGGAAGACUCUUCUUUACUUUCAUAUAAGAAAAAGAGAAAAAAAAAAUGUCGUUUUUUUAUAUAUAUAAAAAAAAAAGAAAAGGAUAUGAUUAUUUUCAAUUUUACAUAUUGAGCCAUAAUAUUUUUUUAAAUAAUUUUUAUAAUUUAAUCAAUUGUUUUUCACUUAGUACAUAAAAAAAAUGAGUUGAAUUUUUUUUUUAUUCAUAAUUAUUAUUAUCAAUUCUCAGGCACUGAUUAAUUCAGAAUUAUAAUUAUCAUUUUUGUAUCAAAUAAUAUUCAAUAAUGUAAAUUUUGUAAAAUGAAAAUGGCUUAGGUAGAUUUCAAUAUCAAUUUAUUUUAUACUUUUUUUUUUUUUCCAAUGAAUUAUUUAACAGUUUUAACUGCAAGCUACUGUAAAUGUUGUUUUUUUUUUUUAAUACUAUAAUUCAUUAUUUAAAAAAAAAAAAAAAAACAGUUGAAUAAUUAUGUGACAAAGAAAUUAUUUAAAAAAAAAAAAAAAAAAGUAAUUAUUGUAGCCAGAGAUGGAGACUGAUUCGCAAAUCAAUCGAAACCGUUGUAACGUAUUUCAAGAUUUGUCGUGAAAUAAUGUAAAUUUUAAUAAUUCACUAAAACUUAUAUAAAAUCAAUGGACAAUAUAGUGAAACUGGACAUAAAAAUUUAUUAAAAUGAAUCAUUAAAAUUAUGAUAAAUACGACAAUACCUUCUUAGAUGAAAAAAAGUUUUAAAAAAAAUUUAAAAACCGCCAUAAUUAUUAAAGAAAAAACUUGGAAUGCUUUGUAAAGAUAAAAAAAAAAAAGAGAAACAAAUUAUGUUCUUUUCUCAGUGAAUAAUUUUAGUCAAGGCCAAGUAAUAUAUGUCUAUUUUUUUUUUUUCAUUUUUAAUCAAUUUUCCAUAGUAAUUUUUCUAAUCUGUGGUAUAAUUUUUUUUUUUUUUUUUUUAAAUAAAUAUUACUGUUUGCUGAAACUGUGAAAAUAAAAGUGUGAUUAAAUUCUCUUGGAGAAAACUGUAUAACUAAAAUUAGUUUACUUUGUAUAAAAGUCAGGAUAGAAAAAAAAAUACUCAAAAAAAAAAAAACCACUAUACGUUUGAUUUAAAAAAUAAUAUCAAAUUUUUAUUUUCAUUUUUUUGUUUAUAAUUAUUUUUCAAGGCAGUAUUUUUAUAUUUUAUACAUGGAGUGUACUUAAUUUUAUUCGUUGUGGUUAAUGCUCGAAUAAACAAUAAUGAAAAAAAAUAAAUUUAAAAAAAACUAAGGCUAAUGGAAAAACCA
Molecule: messenger RNA, 3305 nt
Organism: Aphidius gifuensis
Lineage: Eukaryota; Metazoa; Arthropoda; Insecta; Hymenoptera; Braconidae
Gene: d4
Product: zinc finger protein DPF3
Exons: 9
Coding region: 88-1734 (548 amino acids)
Biological process (GO): nervous system development
Cellular component (GO): nBAF complex
Source: RefSeq, a predicted model, not a curated record